Molecule: messenger RNA, 1625 nt
Organism: Stylophora pistillata
Lineage: Eukaryota; Metazoa; Cnidaria; Anthozoa; Scleractinia; Pocilloporidae
Product: protein phosphatase 1 regulatory subunit 3C
Biological process (GO): regulation of glycogen biosynthetic process
Cellular component (GO): protein phosphatase type 1 complex
Molecular function (GO): glycogen binding; protein phosphatase 1 binding
Source: RefSeq, a predicted model, not a curated record
CGUAUGUUUUCUGAAUUCAUGAGAUUAGUCACGCUUUUUUUGUUGACUCUCGGUUGGCCUGUGCCCAAGUGAUGACCAAGUGAUAUACAUGUAUAAGGCUUUGAGGAAAACAAACCUACACAAGAUCUAGUUCAGGGUCUUGUGCACUAUUUUUGCACGUGUGGAAAAGUGUUGUUAAUAACGGCUGGAGAGUCAAGAGCUUUCACUGGCAGCCUGGGAGAGUUGUUUGGCUUUUGCAGGGAAGAAUCAGGCACGAUAAAAGCUCUGGGACAUUUAUUCCGAAGUGACGUCAAUCUCCCGAGUUUGCCCGAGCAGCGGCAUCAUUCGCCGGCUGCCGGUUACUGAAAAGAAAGAGACUUAAGCCACUUGACUGGCGGUGAUCCGAAAACAGAGCAGAAAUGAAGAUGCAUGCUCAAGUUAAGAGCUCUGAGCCAACUCUGACCGGGUCUGCAACAAAGAGAGUCAGUUUCGCAGACCUGGUUGGUCUCAAACUCGAGUUCGUGAAAACAAUAACUCCGUGCAGUAGCGAGGAAAACUUAAAUGCCAUGGGUGCUUGGAAAAAGCACUGUGAUAUCAACGGUAAUGUAACCAGAAGACAACCAAGUAAAUAUCGAUAUCUUUGCCCGUGCUUUGUCGCACCUUCCCGAGCAGAAUGCAGCUUUAUGGAACGAGUGUUCAGCCAGAAUGUAUGCCUCGAGAAUAUCGCGUGCGAUAACUUUGUUGUGGCCGGGCUUAUUCGCGUGACAAAUUUAUGUUACGCUAAAGAGGUUUGCUUACGGUUUACAAAAGAUGGUUGGGCAUCUUCUAAAGACGUUUGGGCAGAUUAUCUGUCUUCUUGUUCAGAUGGAAAGACUGACAAGUUUACCUUUCGUAUCACAGUUCCCUUUGACUUUGAAGCAAAUCAAUGCGUGGAGUUUGCGAUACGGUAUCGUGCUUCAAACCAAGAGUUUUGGGACAAUAAUUACGGAAAUAAUUACCAUAUUCAGUGCGUAGAUGUCUUGCCUGAACAGCGACGGUCUUAAAAUGAAUUUUAACUGAUAUCUUAAGAAAACUGUUGAAACAACGAAAACUGUUUAUGGCCUUUCGCUUAUUCAAGGGCAAUUUAUUCCUCGAAAUAGCCGACGCGAAACAGAUAAUAUCAGAGUGUUUGUACACAAUUUGUAAAUGUGAUCCCAGAUUGUGUAAAAGGCUCUCAAAUGAUUUAAGGCCAAUAUCGUAUGUGAAACACCGUAGGCUUCUCAUCCUUGAAAUAGCGAAAUUCGUUUGUUGACUAAAAUGUUUCCAUAUCUAAAACAUUGUUAGGUUAUUAAUUUGCCUGACAACACCGAAAACAAGGUGACCUUAGGUGGCAUUUACUUGACGUUUUUUAUUUAAAAAAAAAUUUGGGUCGGUUGCACGUCUUUCACACGUUUUGAUCAACUCUAAGGGAAAAAACAUGAAUGAAUGCAUAAAAAAUUAUGAUUAUCCUUAAGGGUAAAAUUAUGUUACUGAUGUCAAAGAAAGCAAAGGCAUGCCACAAACAGUACGAAAAUUAAACUGAGAGGCAACGUCCGUUGUAAGCUAUUUGCAUUCGUGUCGUUGUUGUUUGUUUUUCUUUAGUAUUUUCCUCAAAUGAUUCUUCGUUU